Messenger RNA from Sphaeramia orbicularis (orbiculate cardinalfish), 1381 nucleotides. RefSeq names its product scavenger receptor cysteine-rich type 1 protein M130-like. The coding region runs from base 11 to 1225 and encodes 404 amino acids. Gene Ontology annotation, molecular function: serine-type endopeptidase activity. The record is from RefSeq and is a predicted model, not a curated record. The transcript is spliced from 6 exons. Gene Ontology annotation, cellular component: plasma membrane. NCBI's taxonomy places the organism in Eukaryota, Metazoa, Chordata, Actinopteri, Kurtiformes, Apogonidae. Gene Ontology annotation, biological process: zymogen activation.
AGGGCGGGACAUGACUCGAGCCCUGAUAAAAGAUGACAACAAAGACACAGUAAAGAGGGCGACACAGAAGAGACGAGCAUCGACCUGGACAUGGACCACAUUGUCCUGGUGGUGGUCUGAGCCGUCUGUCUGGACAACAGGGCUCCUGGCUGAAAACAAAAACAACCAAACAGACCCUGUUGGUGUCAGACUGGUGGAGGAGCCAGUCACUGUGAUGGUUCGGUCCAGGUGGAACACCGUGGGACAGUGGAGAGACAUUGUAGACUCUACUCUUUAUUCACUGUAUCCCUGGAACCUGAAGGCAGCGGCUGUGAUCUGUGGUCGACUGGACUGUGGCUCAGCUCUUUCUGUAAAGAGUCGACGUCAUGUCUCAGCCAGUCCUCUGUGGUGGAUCAACCCCCUCUGUAUUCAGUCCACAUCCACGCUGAAGAACUGUCUGACACUGGGGGACAUGUUCAGCUCCUCCACCCUGGUCCUCACCUGUGCAGACUCUGUCAGACUGGUCCGUGGGUUCAGUCUGUGUUCAGGCAGACUGGAGGUCCGGUCUAACCAGUCCUGGUCCUCAGUGUGUGAAGAGGAUUUGGACCUUAAUGAUGCCCAAGUGGUCUGUAGGGAGCUGGGCUGUGGGGCUCCUUCAGUCCUCCAGGGGGCGCUCUAUGGAGAGGGAGAGGCUCCAAUCUGGACCAGUAAGUUCCAGUGUGGAGGCAAUGAGUCUGCUCUACUGGACUGUAGAAGGUCCAGCUCAGCAAAGACCUGCUCACCUGGAAAAGCUGCUGAACUCACGUGUGCAGAUCCAGUCCGGUUGGUGGGAAGACCCAGUCGCUGUGCUGGUACUGUAGAGAUGGAAAACCAGAGACACUGGAGACCAGCAGGAACCUCAGACCACUGGAGUCUUCAGACUGGAUCUGCUAUGUGUCAGCAGCUGUGCUGUGGUUCAGCUGUUUCAGUGAAGAGAAGAACUGAUUUUCCAGACAGACUAGUGUGGUUCAUCUCAUCUACCUGUGUGAAGUCAGCAUCUGGACUCAGAGGCUGUUUAGCACUGAGUCAUAAAUACAAUCAUACAUCUGCUCUGGAGGUGGUUUGUUCAGAUCUGCUGCUUCAGCCAAUCAUCUUCCUGUCUGACGGGGUGUCUGAGGCCUACCAACAGGGGUUUCGGCUGCUCAUGGGCUCCAACUUCACCAUCACAUGCUCUGUUGAACCACAGUUCCCAGGAGGCUCCUUCUAGCUGACCUCUGACACCUCGAAGCCACAGAAUCGCACCCUGCCAGCUGUCAGUCACUCAGCCCACUUCCUGUUCUCUGCUGCAGGCCACGCCCACUGAGGGGACUACACCUGUGUCUAUCAUGUGGGUGUUUUCAACCACAGCUUCUCCUCACCUCGG